Adelges cooleyi (spruce gall adelgid) is the source of this 508-nucleotide messenger RNA. RefSeq lists its product as uncharacterized. NCBI's taxonomy places the organism in Eukaryota, Metazoa, Arthropoda, Insecta, Hemiptera, Adelgidae. The coding region runs from base 1 to 501 and encodes 166 amino acids. The transcript is spliced from 6 exons. The record is from RefSeq and is a predicted model, not a curated record.
AUGUUUUCUAAAUUUCACGAUACAAACAAUAGCAGGGGUGACGACGAUGAUCCUGUAACGUCUAGACCUCAGAAGAGAAAUAUAAUACCACACGCUGAAAAAAAAAAAGAACUGAGUUUCGUACCUGAGUUGCCAAAGAUUCCACAAGAAGAUGAAACAGCUAAACAAAAUCGAAAGGCUGAAUAUUACUAUCAAAGUUAUAAGGCUUUAAAGGAAUCAUUUUCACAACAAAAAAUUAUCAAUGCAGAAGUAAAAAUUUGGUGCACAUAUACAAAAACAACUGAUAUACAUGCAGAAUAUAUUACGAAUACGCCAGACUUAUUAACAGAUGGUAUGCCAGAUGUAUUAGCAGAUAAUGGUACGCUACCAAAUGACCUUGUGCAAUUGGAUCAGGAUAAUUGGAUUGAACAAACUGUAACAACUAAGAGGUACAAUCCUUUUGAUUAUGAUGAUGGUGAACCGAACAGUCAAGCGGUACAGCAAGCAAGACCAUUUAAUUAAAUUGAAC